Pseudoliparis swirei is the source of this 646-nucleotide messenger RNA. Its product is annotated as luc7-like protein 3. NCBI's taxonomy places the organism in Eukaryota, Metazoa, Chordata, Actinopteri, Perciformes, Liparidae. The coding region runs from base 167 to 646 and encodes 159 amino acids. Gene Ontology annotation, biological process: mRNA splice site recognition. The transcript is spliced from 7 exons. Gene Ontology annotation, cellular component: U1 snRNP; U2-type prespliceosome. The record is from RefSeq and is a predicted model, not a curated record. Gene Ontology annotation, molecular function: mRNA binding.
CGGCGUUGUUUCAGCAUCUGCCAUUUUGAUUACAACUAACUACUUCAGCAGACAUCGUAGUACUUUAAAAUUAAGACUACAUUCUUGGAGGCAAAAUGCUUUCAGCAGCCCAGUUACUCGACGAGUUAAUGGGCCGAGAUAGAAACUUGGCCCCUGACGAGAAGCGAUGCAACGUGCGAUGGGACGACGAGACCAAGGUCUGUCGGUACUAUCUGUGUGGCUUCUGCCCAGGGAGCUAUUCACAAACACCCGCUCUGACUUAGGACCUUGUGAGAAAAUCCAUGAUGAAAAUCUUAGAAUAACGUAUGAGAAAAGCUCUCGGUUCAUGAAGGAGGGAUAUGAGCGGGACUUCCUGCGCUAUUUGCAGUCGCUCCUAGCAGAGGUGGAACGGCGGAUUCGCAGAGGCCAUGCCCGUCUUGCACUUUCCCAGGCACAGCAGAAUGCAGGGGGCCCUGGUCCAGCAGGAAAGAAUGAAGAGAAGGUCCAGGUUCUGACAGAGAAGAUUGAAGACCUAGUUUUACAGAUUGAAGAGCUGGGGUCAGAGGGCAGAGUGGAGGAGGCCCAAGGAAUGAUGAAGCUGGUGGAGCAGCUGAAGGAUGAGAGGGAGCUGCUCGGCUCCAACCCUUCGUUUUCCCCUGCUCGCUAA